Molecule: messenger RNA, 1152 nt
Organism: Lichtheimia ornata
Lineage: Eukaryota; Fungi; Mucoromycota; Mucoromycetes; Mucorales; Lichtheimiaceae
Exons: 5
Coding region: 1-1152 (383 amino acids)
Molecular function (GO): protein binding
Source: RefSeq, a predicted model, not a curated record
AUGUCAAAACGAGCCGCCGAUGCCGAGCCUGAAUCCAGCACUGCUGCAGUUGCUGUUCGAGCAAAACGCGCCCGAUCGUCUCAAAAGGAAGGUCAUGUAGAGGACUGCACCGAUCCAGAAUGCCAAGGGUGCGAUGUCGGGGAGAUUGAGAUCACAUUUGUGCGCAAAGACGAGCAUGGUCACGAACAAACAGCAACACCGAGCGCACAGGAACUUUUGGAUAUGGCCAUUGCUGAAGCAUCACAUAGCAGCAAACAACGGGAUGAUCAUCUUGUACGACGCCUGUUUGAUUUGGCAUUGGAACAGUAUCAAGAAAAGGAAGCGGAUAAUCGAGUCGGUUAUGCAACAUGUCUCAUUGAACUUGGACGUGCCAUUCAUGUGGAAGAAAGCUUACGAGAAGGUCUUGACAUCUUGCGUGGUCUCAACAAGAAGCAAUCAUUGGAUGAUGAUGAACAGCAAUUGUUAUUGGCACGUGCAGCGAUGGAUCUUGCUAUUUUCAUUCGAAAGCGACAAAACGCCUUAUAUGAAGAGUUGCUGGAUUCAGAAGAUGAGGAUGAAGAACCUAGUCAAGAGUUGCUCAGCAAACAAAAAGUAAGCAGGGAGGAAAUCAAGCUAUGCAAGGAAGCUUUGGAUGCCAUUGACAAGGUGCUACCUUCUUUGGAUAAAACGCCUACCAAAGCUGUCCGCUCAACACUGGAGAAUCUACACGCAUACGCUCAGCUUUUGGAUCAGCCCUUUCAUUUUGAACACAUCUCACUUGUCCUUGAUGCCCUUGUACGCUACAUUCAACACUUUACAUAUCAAGAAGACCCAGAAUCUCAAGCAUUAUGGGCUGCCAGUUUAUUACAUAAGCAAAAGUUUAUCCAAGAUACUGGAAAGCAGCAGGAUCUAUGCAACGAGAUUGAAAAGUUGAUUUCUACAGCCAACAAGAUCUACAAGGAACAGAAUAAACAAGAAUACGCACGUGGCAUGGAGCUGCUCGGCAUGCUUCAAUUGACCCAAUCCAAUUUGCUUGAGGAUGAAGAUGCUGUUUUGGAAAAGUAUGACGAGGCAAUUGCAUCAUUCAAGAGAGCGUUGGAAUUGAAUCCAGACAAUCAAGAUCUUCAAGACAUGGUCAACAUGCUUAAUGGAGAAGAAGAAGAAGAGGAAUAG